AACAUUGAAGUCCUGUGGCUCGAAUCCUCCCAUCGUCCUCUAAUUAAGAUGGAGCUACUAUUGUUUAGCGUGGUGAUGAUUCUAAGCGUGGCUAGGCCCGGAUUGAGCAGCACAACAAGUAGUUUCAAUGUGAUGCAAUAUGGAGCAGUUGGAGAUGGUUCUACCAACGAUUCCCCGGCAUUUCUCAAGGCUUGGAAAGAGGUGUGCCAGAGUAAAUCACAGGCUUCCCAUCUCAUCAUACCAGCAAAAACGUUCUUACUCAGACCUCUUACCUUCAGGGGUCCAUGCAAACCUAAGAACAUCUACAUCCAGUUUUCAGGGAAGAUAGUGGCACCGAAAACAAAAGGAGAAUACAGUGGAUCCCAAAUAAACACAUGGCUCGGCUUCAACUACGUAGACGGUCUGAGCAUCAGUGGCAAAGGUACCAUCGAUGGACGAGGUUCUAUGUGGUGGGAUAACCCUUGCCUGGGAAAAGCAGUUCCCGGCACGAAAUGCCGUCCCCCAACGGCACUGACACUGUACAGAUGCAAUCGGUUUGAACUGAAAGGAAUAACACAUGUAAAUCCGGCAAGAAGUCACAUAACCCUAACAAGCUGCACGCAAGGCAAAUUAUCUAACCUGCGUUUAGUAGCUCCUGGAGAUAGCCCUAACACUGAUGGCAUUGACAUUUCUGGCUGCAAGAACAUCCGAGUCCUUGAUUCUUUCAUUGGCACAGGAGAUGACUGCAUUGCAAUUAGUGCGGGGUCCUCUGCUAUCAGAAUAUCAGGCAUAACUUGUGGUCCAGGCCAUGGAAUAAGCAUCGGAUCGUUGGGAACACGUGGAGAGAUCGACAAUGUGGAGGAUGUAACUGUAAGGAAUUGCACAAUAACAGAGACUUUGACCGGAGUAAGAAUCAAGACAUGGCAGGGUGGAGUUGGAUAUGCAAGAAGGAUUAGAUUUGAAGGGAUCAGAUUUGUUCGUGCCAAUAACCCCAUUAUCAUCGACCAGUUUUAUUGCCCACAUAGCACUGACUGCAAGAACGAGACGGAGGCGAUAAAAGUGAGCGAUGUUACGUACAGAGGGAUAGUGGGAACAUCAUUGACGAAGGAAGCCAUCAAGCUGAGCUGCGACCAGAACAUAGGAUGCUCCAACAUCGUCUUCGACAGAGUCUAUCUGUCUUCUGCUGUUGCUGGCCAGAAAGCCACUGCCUUUUGCCACAAUGCUCAUGGAACCUUUUCACAUACCAAACCCACUCUUAAGAAGUGCUUGCUUCCUAAUUAA
Messenger RNA from Neltuma alba, 1260 nucleotides. RefSeq names its product probable polygalacturonase At3g15720. The transcript is spliced from 10 exons. Gene Ontology annotation, molecular function: polygalacturonase activity. Gene Ontology annotation, biological process: carbohydrate metabolic process. The record is from RefSeq and is a predicted model, not a curated record. Lineage: Eukaryota; Viridiplantae; Streptophyta; Magnoliopsida; Fabales; Fabaceae. Bases 49 to 1260 code for a protein of 403 amino acids.